This is a messenger RNA of Monascus purpureus, 444 nucleotides long. Lineage: Eukaryota; Fungi; Ascomycota; Eurotiomycetes; Eurotiales; Aspergillaceae. The record is from the annotation of a GenBank genome assembly.
AUGCGCGUUUCCGCCUGGUCGCUGGCAUUGGCAACUGUGCCGGCAAUUGCAACGGCUCUCCGUUCGUCUUUUGUCAAUGAGCAGCGGUCUAAUGCUUCGUCCAGUCUGACAGCUGCAGCGGUCAGUGCUGAGCUGGCUCCAAAACUGUCUGCCAAUUCUUCUAUCUUUGCUCAAAACGAUCCGCGAUGGUUCAUUGACUUGGUUAAUCCGACACAGGUCAAGUAUGCCAAUUCACACGGCGUCCCAUUUCACGCUGUCAACAGAGGUCAUGGUUCUACCGAGACUCUGGGUAGACUAAAGAACGGUAUUGAGAUCUCGAUGGCCCAACUCACUGACAUUAAGAUCGCCGACGAUGAAGCCUCAGCUUUCUUUGGUGGAGGUGUAUGGGACGGGCAAGUUAUCGAUGCCCUAUGGGAGAAAGGCUUUGUUACCGGUAUCUGCUGA